Messenger RNA from Dibothriocephalus latus, 1402 nucleotides. NCBI's taxonomy places the organism in Eukaryota, Metazoa, Platyhelminthes, Cestoda, Diphyllobothriidea, Diphyllobothriidae. The record is from the annotation of a GenBank genome assembly.
UGGUGGUGGUGGUGGUGGUGGUGGUGGUGGUGGUGGUGGUGGUGGUAUGAGAGUGUUGACGACAGGGCAUUCUGUCUCCAGUUCAGCCACGGGCGGAGAAGACACAGAGGACGUCUUACUAAGAAUGAGGAACAGCCCAUGGUCUGGUCACUCAGGCUCCUUUGCGCAUCCUGACCGAUCCAUGUCAAAGGCGCUCCUCGCCACGCCCUCUCCUGUAAAAGAAAAGGCCCUCAGCUUGGAGGUGGCAGACAGGCGCGAUUCGGAGAAGGACUCCUUCGACCAGAAUGGAGGCAGAUCUCUCUCCAGUGCUAGUUGGAGCACUGCAACCGAUGAACAGGGCAGGAGCAGAAGACAGAAGGGGGCUCCGCUCAAGGUCGUUGACCAGACAUCAAAGAUCCAAAGGGCUCGCCAACUUUUCCCUACUCGAAAGGCUACGAAGAUAACACUGCAAACACCUCUCCAGGAUGAGGAAUCGAAACAAGAUGAGCUUCUUGCGCAAAUAAGAAAUCUUCCUAAGUAUGUGGCCUAUCAAAUACAUCCCAUCACAGCAGCCGAAGAUUGCCUUAAAGUGCAACCGGUUUCGGCUAAGCAGGGUCUCAAGACAAAACCUGACACCCCCGGAAAUGCAGUAUUGCCAGAUGCUGUUCCGUUAAAGAAACUUACGCAAUCCGAGGAAGUCCUACACCCCAUAGAAAUCAGGCCAUGUCCAAAGACUGCGAAGCGACUGUCUAUUCUUGGAAAAGUACUGAAGCGGUCGACUGAAACCACCUCCAGCCUCAGCUCUGGCCUCGACUCCACGAGUAGUGAUCAGUCGGAGAUCCCUCAGCUGCAUUACUUCCGACCUGUUGAGUCGCAGGUAGAUGAAGACGCGCCAAAGGAAAUGCAUAGGAAGGAUCCAAUCGUACUGGCUCUCAUAGACACCAUCAUGAAGUGUCUAGUGGUGUUUGGCAGUUACUCGGAAAGACAGAUGGAAGCCAUUGCACCCAGGAUGUUUAACUGUCCGUUUGACCCUCACCAAGUCAUUAACGUGCCCAAAGGCAGUAUCUUUAGUGACGAUCCAGACGGCGCCUAUAUGGACCUCUUCUGUUUCCAGGUGCUUGAUACGAUUAGAGCCGGCAUAAGUAUUGCAGCCAAUGACCGCUACCUUCUUACUCUUGCCCACAACCUACUUAAAACUUUCGGUUCCCUUGGAGACCUUGGUUUAGCUCCACCAGAGGACUUCCGAAUUGCCGUGCAACGACAGCGUGAAGCGGACGACGAGGCGGAGGCUGAAGCGGAGGCUGACAGCACAUUCGAUGAGUUCACCAAGUGGUCGGAGGUCAAGCGUCGUUCAUAUCUGGGUUCUGACUGGUUUGACGAACCCAGCAGUGAUAGUGGCGCCACUCUUCUCUACAGGCCUCCA